ACAAGUCUGCGUGUUUCUGACUUGAAGGAACAUAAAGCGAGGUGAAGAUCAGCGCGGAGAAACCCGUCUGGAGAUGGAGGAGGAAGCUCCAGUCAAGACGUCGGUGGCCCAGUUGGCUGGAAAACUCAAAGCUCAUGCGCUGCCAAUGCCAGGAAACAAGGAGGUGAAGUCUAUGAGGAGACCCCCAUGUUCACUGGCCAUUAAUGACCAAAGAGAUGAAGAACUUGAAGAGAAGUCGUCUGUUUGUCCUCAUCCUGCCAAGAUCAAGAUGAAGAGUUCACCGCUCAUAGAGAAACUACAGGCCAAUCUCGCUCUGUCUCCAACCGUCCUGCUCUCUCCACCCAAAAGCCCAGAGUCCAAACAGCCGCCCUCUGCGUCCAUCAGCCCGUGCAGUGUCGUGAGCUCCACCCUGCAGACCCCUCAGCUGUCCUGCGAAGAUGAAGCGCCGGUCAGCUUCGAGCAGCCGGUGGAGGGCACACCACUGCCCAGCAUCAACAAGAGUCGAGCCAGACUGUCGUUCAAGCGCCGGCUGCCCACACGCCUGCACAGGAAAUCAGCAAGCGAAGAAGCCAAAGUGCAAGAGGACAACAAUUCUCAACGCGAAACCGAAAACCCACAGCAGAAUGGAGAAGAUCUGAUCUGUGGGCGUCUGCAGGAGGACAACGAAGAAAAAGCAAACACUGCUGACUCUGCUCGAACCAGCACAGAGGACAGACAAAAGCAAGAAGGCCAAGAAACAAAUGCAGGAGACCAGGAGGAGUGUGAAGCUUCUGACUGUAAACCAGAACAAGAAAAAGAAGAGAGAGAAGAGACGGAGGAGGACAGGACAGAAGUGAAAGAGGACACGGCGGAGAAAGAGACAGAGUAGAUGAAAUAGGUUGAAGGUCAUCAAAUGUGGAGCGCUUUUGGUUUUUUGCUUUAAUAUACUCAACCCGGGCUCAUUGUGGGAUUGUAGUCCCGCGGACGUUUCUGGAGACUGCGGAAUACGUCCCGGCGGGUACGUACGGCUGCAGUUUUUGUUUUCGCGAAUCCACGAGAGGCCGCUGUUGUGCGCUUUUUCGCAUCUCAGACGCCUCUCGCGAGUGCGGUUCGCGCCCGCGCUGUUCUCGCGUGAACCCACCAGAGGCCGCUGUCCGACUGACCGGAUAAUUGACUACGCGACCGCCCAAUCGGCCGACCCGCCCUCCUCCUUCUCUGAACCCAACCAAUUUUACCGAUCGACCCGCCUGCCCGCUCGCUUCCCUAAACCCGAGCAACAGUUUACAAAAGCCGUCCAAAAAAA
Molecule: messenger RNA, 1282 nt
Organism: Danio rerio (zebrafish)
Lineage: Eukaryota; Metazoa; Chordata; Actinopteri; Cypriniformes; Danionidae
Product: zgc:153184
Source: RefSeq, marked predicted